GUCCCGUUGCGUCACUUCCGUGUUUACUACCUGACGAAACAUGGUGAAAUGAAAGUAAAAUCCGACGUGUCCUACCCUUUUUAUUACAGUCUAUGAUCAUAAUCUUUUCAUUACAGUCUAUGGUCCUACUGUUGAUCGCUAAUUUUAGGACUCGGGAAUCGCUUGACACAACAUCCAAUUUACAACGUAGGAACUUCGAGCAUUCAAAACAGCAGCUGUACAUUCAGAUGUAAUGAUGCGCAACAGACACCGGGGAUCCAAUAUCGGCCUGCUCCUGCUGGCCUCUCAGGUUUUCCAGCUGGGAAUAGACAACAUCCCACCUGUCACUCUUGCAACACUGGGCCUCAAUGUCUAUUUGUUCCUGUUUCCAGUCAAACCCCUCCUACAGACGUGUUUAAGUGUUCGGGAGGCAUACUGGUACGGAGAUUGGACUCGUCUGCUGCUGUCACCGUUUCACCAUGUUGACGACAUGCAUCUCUACUUUAACAUGGCCUCCCUCCUUUGGAAGGGCAUCAAGCUUGAGAGGAAACUGGGAGGCGCCUGGUUUGCGUACCUGCUCUCUGUCUUCUCUCUGCUCACCGGAUUGGUCUACCUGCUCCUGGAGACAGGACUGACAUGGAUGACGGAAGACUCGUCGUAUAGUCUACAGUGUGCGGUGGGGUUCUCAGGUGUUCUGUUUGGGCUAAAGGUGGUGAAUAAUCAUUAUCAUCCAGGCGGAGCUACUUACGUCAUGGGGCUGCCCAUAGCCAAUCGCUACUCCUGCUGGGUGGAGUUGGUCCUCAUCCAUGUCUUGAAUCCGGGGACGUCAUUUGUUGGACAUCUGGCUGGGAUCCUGGUUGGGCUGCUUUACACGAAAGGACCACUAAAGAGAUUAAUGAAAACAUGUGCAGGCUUUGUGACAUCAAAUGGGCAUCAUGGAGGGACAUACUACAAUUCAUCAGGAUACAGUGGAUAUGGCAUGCCGAAUCCUCCAAACACACAUUAUGGACAGCAGUCAUUUAAUCGCAGGCAGUAUGGCGCCCCCUACAGGGAUCCGUACGACACACACAUGCCCUCUGCGCCGCCCCAGCAUCCCUAUACAGCAGGACUGUCAGAUGAGGAGCAGUACCAGGCCGCUAUCAGGGCCAGCCUCAACGACACAGGAGGCUCUACGCAGGCUAGACCUUCACAGGGCACUUAUUCCUACUCUAACCCGACGCCUGAAGAGAUCCGCUGGCGACGACUUCAGAGGUUUACCAGCUGAGCACUUGGAGAAGCUUGGGUAACACCACUAGAUCGUUUACGUGAAAGACAACACUAAACAACCAAUCGGAGCUAGCGGAGAAGUCUCUUUCCCCUUUAAUGCUUCCAAGGCUGCUGCCUGUACUUUUAAUAGCAAAAAGCAUUUGUUUUUGCUUUAAAUGCUGCUCGGAAUGUAUUUAUGUUAAAAGUGUAACAUCCAUGACACGUGGUUGUAGAUACGAGUGCCUUUUGCAGUGCUGAACGCAACUGUCUAUGUGCCAAUACGUCUUUCUAAAGUUUGUUUGUGAAUCUUCUCUAGCACAUUGCACUUGAUUAAUUCCAAACAACUUUUCUUCUUUAGUAACUAGUUUCUUAAGAAAGUAUAUUUUUUUGUAAUCAAACAAUAAACCAUGCUUUUUCUGA
Molecule: messenger RNA, 1644 nt
Organism: Pimephales promelas (fathead minnow)
Lineage: Eukaryota; Metazoa; Chordata; Actinopteri; Cypriniformes; Leuciscidae
Gene: rhbdd1
Product: rhomboid domain containing 1
Cellular component (GO): membrane
Molecular function (GO): serine-type endopeptidase activity
Source: RefSeq, a predicted model, not a curated record